AUGCGAAGCAACGCCACACAAGGCGUCGCGACUCUACUGUGGACGUCCUUGUUGAUCGUUGAGCCGGCUUGUCAGGCAGCGAUCGCUCUGACCUUCUACCUGGUCCAGCCCUUCUACUCCACCUGCACAGCCCCUUAUGCUGCUGUCCGUCUCACCGCCGCCGUCAUCAUAUGUCUGCUGACCUUUGUGAACUGUAUGAAAGUGAAAUGGGGGGCCAAUCUUCAGGUCAUCUCCACUGUAGCGAAGGUCCUUCCUCUCAUCGUCAUCGUCAUUACUGGGCUGGUGAAGCUCGCACAAGGUUUUGACCAGAACUUCGAGGGCUCGUUCAAAUGCCCCAAACUGAACCCUGGUGACAUGGCCCUGGCCCUCUACUCAGCGCUGUACUCCUACUCGGGCUGGGACACGCUGAACUUGUUAGGGAUUUAAGCCAGAAGUGCACCCCUAGUCAGGAAAUUAUAGUACGUGUAAUAAUGUUUAGUGUUAGAAUU
Molecule: messenger RNA, 488 nt
Organism: Gasterosteus aculeatus aculeatus (three-spined stickleback)
Lineage: Eukaryota; Metazoa; Chordata; Actinopteri; Perciformes; Gasterosteidae
Source: RefSeq, a predicted model, not a curated record